GUUCGACAAUUGAACGCACCAGAAGUUAUUCGAAUUAUUCAUUAAGAAUCGAAGUUAAUUGAAUUAUUCAGGAGGAAUAAUGAGUGAGUUAUCAUCAACAUCGAAGGAGAGUGCUGAACCUUCACUCAGUAAAAAAACGAAAAUUGAUGACAAUCCACCUGUCGCCUUAUCAAAACCUACGAGUGGUCUUACAAUUCUGGUCAAUCAGAAACAAAAAGGAAAUCCUCUCCUGAAAUACAUGAAGAAUUUACCCUGGGCAUACUCGGACAUCGUCCCAGAUUAUGUAAUGGGUCCUCGUGUCUGCGCCUUAUUUCUGUCCUUGAGGUACCACCAAUUAAAUCCCGACUACCUCCACGACCGCCUAAAACUUCUUGGGAGUGGUUAUCAGCUCAGAGUUCUGCUCGUUCAAAUUGACGUUGCCGAGCCGAAUCACUCACUGAAACACCUGACAAGAAUCUGUAUUCUAGCAGAUUUGACGUUGAUGCUGGCCUGGAGCGCCGAGGAAGCUGCGAAAAUGAUAGAAACGUACAAAUCCUUCGAGAAUAAACCACCUGAUAUGAUCAUGGAGCGUGCAGACGCCGAUCCACACCAGCAAGUCAUGAAUGCACUGACUACAAUCAGAUCCAUCAAUAAAACCGAUGCCAUGACAUUGAUGACGGUUUUUGGUUCAUUGGCGGCUAUCGUGAAGGCCUCACCAACAGCCCUUUCCCUGUGUCCUGGGAUCGGGCCCCAGAAAGCCCAGAGGCUUCACAAAGUUUUACACGAAAAAUUUAUUCGCGAGGACUCAUCGAAGGACAAGCCAGGGCCUUCUAAUAUUCAGGCAGGGUCCUCUGGCGAACAGGAAGAUCCCUCUAAUCCUCAGCCUGGACCCUCUAGUCCUAAGCCUGGACCCUCCAGCCCUCAGCCUGGACCCUCCAGCCCUCAGCCAGGGCCAUCAACAGCUUGAAACCCAUCCAAAAAGUAUUAUAAUAAAAAAAAAAUAUUAAUAAUUAUUAUUAAUAAUUGAAUA
This is a messenger RNA of Fopius arisanus, 1009 nucleotides long. RefSeq names its product DNA excision repair protein Ercc1 (gene Ercc1). The transcript has 4 exons. Lineage: Eukaryota; Metazoa; Arthropoda; Insecta; Hymenoptera; Braconidae. The coding region runs from base 80 to 946 and encodes 288 amino acids. The record is from RefSeq and is a predicted model, not a curated record. Gene Ontology annotation, cellular component: ERCC4-ERCC1 complex; nucleus; nucleotide-excision repair factor 1 complex. Gene Ontology annotation, biological process: UV-damage excision repair; mitotic recombination. Gene Ontology annotation, molecular function: single-stranded DNA binding; damaged DNA binding.